Molecule: messenger RNA, 1141 nt
Organism: Papaver somniferum (opium poppy)
Lineage: Eukaryota; Viridiplantae; Streptophyta; Magnoliopsida; Ranunculales; Papaveraceae
Exons: 1
Coding region: 36-989 (317 amino acids)
Source: RefSeq, a predicted model, not a curated record
UACUACACACUUGAAUUAAUUUGCUGUUUUUUGAUAUGAAAAUUGUAUUGCUAGAGGAGUUCACAUUUGGUGUGAAUUCUGUUCCUUUCAAGAGUUGUCAUGCUUCCACAAUUGUUGAGGUUGAGAAAGAUCAUUUUUUAAUUGCGUAUUUCGGCGGAAGUUUUGAAGGAGCGCCGGAUGUCAAGAUUUGGUUGCAGAGGUACAAGGACGGGUGCUGGCAUUCCCCGGUUAUAGCCGAUGAAGAGCCUAAUGUUCCAAUGUGGAAUCCUGUGUUAUUUAAGGUUUCUAAUGAUGAGUUGCUUCUCUUUUAUAAAGUUGGGCCGGAUGUGCAAAAUUGGAGUGGAUGUAUGAAGAGAUCUCUUGAUGGAGGUACUACUUGGACGGAACGCGAACAGCUCCCUCCGGGAGUAUUGGGACCAAUCAAGAAUAAGCCAAUCUUGCUGCAAAAUGGGAAUUUGUAUUGUGGAUCGUCUGUGGAGAGUUGGAACUCAUGGGGUUCAUGGGUUGAGGUUACGGCGGAUGCAGGAAAAACAUGGAAAAAGUAUGGACCAAUAUGCAUUCAAAAUGAACCAUUAGGAGUGAUUCAACCAGUUCCGUACCUUACAGAGCAUGGCAUUUUACGUGUUUUACUUCGGUCUUUCACUGGGUUAGAGAAGAUUUACAUGUCAGAGUCGCAUGAUGAUGGAAUUAAUUGGAGUUACGCAAAACCUACGCAUCUUCCAAAUCCAAAUUCAGGAUUCGAUGGUGUCAAAUUGAAUGAUGGUCGUUUGUUGCUUGCUUAUAAUACAAUAUCAAGAGGUGUGCUUAAUGUAGCUGUUUCUAAAGAUGAUGGUGAUUCCUGGAACGAUUUGGUGACAUUAGAGGAGGAUUUGGGUAUGGAAUUCUCUUAUCCUGCUGUAAUACAAAGUACUGAUGGGUUAGUACACGUUACUUACACGUACAAUAGGACCCAAAUUAAGCAUGUUGUUAUACAGCCUUUAGAAGCCUAAUAUACAUGCUCUGGUGGAUUUCUUUUUUCAUUGUUAUUGAUCUUUCAAAUUCAAGUGUAUCGUAUUCUCUGGUGAUAGGUAUCUUUUGGUGCACACCCCUGCAUAUAUAGACACUUUAGUCACCUUUGAAUGACAAAUUCAUAUCUAGAUAA